This is a messenger RNA of Hevea brasiliensis (rubber tree), 1656 nucleotides long. Its product is annotated as probable galacturonosyltransferase-like 4. The record is from RefSeq and is a predicted model, not a curated record. The transcript has a single exon. Lineage: Eukaryota; Viridiplantae; Streptophyta; Magnoliopsida; Malpighiales; Euphorbiaceae. The coding region runs from base 97 to 1149 and encodes 350 amino acids. Gene Ontology annotation, cellular component: Golgi apparatus. Gene Ontology annotation, molecular function: glycosyltransferase activity.
UUCUCUCUUGUUCCUUUUAAUUUUGGGAUACAUUUCUCUCUACCUUGUCAUGAUUCUUUAGCAUUUCCAAAACUCCCAAAGCCCUAACUAGGCAGGAUGGCCUUGAUUUGGAGCUUCCUCUCCCAUCUUCUCCUCCUUGGCCUCCUGUCUUUCCUCCACCCUUUCACCACCACAGUAGGAAGUAUCCGUGUUGGCACGGUUAUUCGGAAGCCCUCCCCGGAGCUUCCCAUUUUCCGGGAAGCGCCCUCUUUUCGCAAUGGCGAUGGUUGUGGAUCACAGGAGAGUGAUAUUAUCCAUGUUGCCAUGACCCUAGACGUUAAUUAUCUUCGAGGUACAAUGGCUGCAGUGCUCUCAAUGUUACAACAUUCUACGUGCCCUGAAAACCUGUCAUUCCAUUUCCUUUUCGUUCAUUAUGAACCUGAGCUCUUUUCCAGCAUAAACUCGACCUUCCCUUUCUUGAACUUCAAGAUUUAUAGGUUCGAUUCUAAGCGGGUUCAGGGAAAGAUUUCAAGGUCCAUUCGACAAGCUUUGGACCAGCCUUUAAAUUAUGCAAGAAUAUAUCUUGCUGAUAUCAUACCAACCCAUGUGAGACGGGUUAUUUACUUGGAUUCUGAUAUUAUCGUGGUGGAUGAUGUUGCAAAAUUAUGGGAUGUGGAUAUGGAGGAUAAGGUGGUGGCUGCACCAGAAUAUUGCCAUGCAAAUUUCAGUCAGUACUUCACCGAAACAUUUUGGUCGGACCCAGAAAUGGCAAAAACAUUUGAAGGAAGGAUUCCUUGUUAUUUUAACACGGGGGUGAUGGUGGUGGACGUAGAUAAAUGGAGAAAAGGAGAGUAUACACAGAAAGUUGAGGAGUGGAUGGCAGUGCAGAAACAAAAGAGAAUAUAUCAGUUGGGUUCUUUGCCACCAUUUUUGCUUGUUUUUGCUGGAAACAUUAAGGCAGUGGAUCAUAGGUGGAACCAACAUGGGCUAGGUGGUGAUAACUUUGAAGGGAAAUGCAGGAGCCUUCAUCCUGGUCCAAUUAGCCUCCUCCAUUGGAGUGGCAAGGGUAAGCCAUGGCUGAGGUUAGAUUCUAGGAAACCAUGCAUUGUUGAUCAUCUGUGGGCUCCAUAUGAUCUCUACCGUUCAUCAAGACAUUACUUAGAAGAAUAGCCGAAUGAGGAAGAAAAGAAGAAAUGGAAAUGUUGAGGAAGAGAAAAGCGUGAGAUCGUGUCUAUUACGAACUCUAAUUAGGAUCUACAAGGAAGGCUUUUUUUAUAUGUAUGUAUUUUUCCCACAUUGACAAAAUGAUGACUUGAAUGAGACUUGGUGACAAAUGCAAGAACAAGCCUGAAGUAAGGUUUGUUCCAAGCAAGGCAGUGAUUGAGGGUGGGGGUGUGGCAUCCUAUAACUCCCCAUGGCUUCAGCUAGCCUUCAUGCAGUUGAGUUCAAAAUUAAAAUCAUGGAGGGAAAUACCAAGUUGUUGAUUAAUUUUACUUUUUCACUCUUUACUUUUGCCCUUUUUUGCUCUAUCGUUGAUCUUUCAGUUGCUAGGUUUGAAAUUGUAUAUAUACACAUCAUAAACAAAACAAGAUAAUGCAUGUCACCUUUUGGUUAGGCAUCAAAGGGCUAAUCCAGCAUUAUGCCAGCAUCACUCUUAGCGUGAAACAUUUUAAUGGA